AUGGACAUUGCUGACGCCCAGCCACCCGCAAGGGCUUCCAGCGACCCCUACUUUGAUUUAGGGACAUUCGGUCGCAAAGUCAGCACCAAUUCCCAGGAAGCCCAGGUCUGGUUUAACAGGGCACUUGUCUGGACAUAUUGCUUUAAUCAUGAUGAGGCAAUCACUUGCUACAAGCAAGCAAUUGCGCAUGACGAGAACUGCGCCAUGGCCUAUUGGGGAAUAUCCUUUUGCUCAGGCUCCAAUUACAACAAGACAUGGGCGCUGUUCGAUCAAAGAGAUCGACUCAAUGCGAUCAAGCAGUGUUUUAUAUUUUCCCAAGAAGCGUUGAGGCGGACAAGCAAUGCAUCAGAUUGGGAGCAGGCGCUCAUCAAGGCUCUUGCAGAACGUUACCCCAACGAUGAUCCAAGUAGGGACCUUGCCGGAUGUAGCCGAGCGUACGCCGAUGCUAUGAGAGAGGUAUAUAAUAAUUUCGGUCGCGAAGAUUUUGACAUUAUCACACUCUUCGCCGAUGCAUUGAUGAAUUGUGCUCCACGAAAGUUAUACGAUGCCUCCACGGGGCUCCCGAUAGCAUCGUCCCCAGUUUUCGAAGUGAAAGAUCUGCUUGAUCGCACUCUGAAGAUGCCAAAAGUCGAACUCCAUCCUGGUCCCGCGCACAUGUAUAUCCACUUGAUGGAAAUGUCGGCGACCCCCGAGGCUGCGCUGCCGGCAGCAGAGAUGAUCCGGGACAUCUUCCCUGAUACAGGCCACACUUUCCACAUGCCUGCUCAUAUUGAUGUUCUUGUGGGUGAUUAUCGUCGAGCAGUGGAAUACAAUCUGAAAGCGACCCUCGCAGAUGACAGAUACUUUGAACAGAAUGGCGGCUUGACAUUCUACAGUUACUAUCGUCUACACGACUAUCACUCUCUCAUCUACGCUGCGAUGCUUGGUGGGAAAUCUAAGGCGGCUUUUUCAGCGACGGAUCGAAUGGAGGCGACUAUCACGGAAGAAAUCCUCCGGGUCGAAACGCCUGCACUUGCAAACUGGAUGGAAUUUUUCAAGGCCGUCAGAGUCCAUGUGCUCAUUCGCUUUGGGAUGUGGGAAGAACUCAAGAAGCUCGAACCACUCGAAGAUAAAGAUCUCUAUUGUGUCACGAAUGUUAUGAGGCAUUAUGGAAAGGCCAUCGCCUAUGCAGCCACGUCUCAGCUCGAGGAAGCCGACAAAGAACGAGAACUUUUCAAAGCCACUUCUAGGCUUGUUCCUCCCACACGGCUUGAUUUCCCCAACAAAAUCACCGACAUUCUCAAAGUUGCAUCUGCUAUGUUGGAUGGCGAAAUUGGGUAUAGAAAGGGCGAUUAUGACGAAGCAUUUUCCAAAUUACGGGAAGCAAUUACUCUGGAAGACGAGCUACCUUUCGCAGAGCCAUGGGGGUGGAUGCUUCCAGCUCGGCAUCCAUAUGCAGCCCUCUCAUUGGAACAGGGCAGAGUUGAACAGGCUGCACAGGCCUAUGCUGAAGAUUUGGGGUUGACUCCAACACCCAAACGUGCCCAUCAACACCCGAAUAACGUUUGGGCUUUGCAUGGCUACCACGAGUGCCUUGACCUUUUAGGUCGCCAUGCGGAGGCAAACAUUAUCAACAAACAACUUUCUCUUGCUCUUGUGGAGGCAGACGUUGAAAUCACAUCUUCAUGCUUUUGCCGGCUUGGAAAAUUGCCUUCUUGUGGAAAGCCUGAAGUGAAUGGUUGCCACAGUGUGGGUGCAAUGUGUAAAGGUUAG
Penicillium hordei is the source of this 1752-nucleotide messenger RNA. RefSeq names its product tetratricopeptide repeat protein. Gene Ontology annotation, molecular function: protein binding. Bases 1 to 1752 code for a protein of 583 amino acids. Gene Ontology annotation, cellular component: intracellular anatomical structure. The record is from RefSeq and is a predicted model, not a curated record. NCBI's taxonomy places the organism in Eukaryota, Fungi, Ascomycota, Eurotiomycetes, Eurotiales, Aspergillaceae. The transcript has a single exon.